Molecule: messenger RNA, 2499 nt
Organism: Kluyveromyces marxianus DMKU3-1042
Lineage: Eukaryota; Fungi; Ascomycota; Saccharomycetes; Saccharomycetales; Saccharomycetaceae
Gene: CDC48
Product: AAA family ATPase CDC48
Exons: 1
Coding region: 1-2499 (832 amino acids)
Biological process (GO): autophagosome maturation; mitotic spindle disassembly; retrograde protein transport, ER to cytosol
Cellular component (GO): cytosol; VCP-NPL4-UFD1 AAA ATPase complex; nucleus
Molecular function (GO): ATP hydrolysis activity; ATP binding; polyubiquitin modification-dependent protein binding
Source: RefSeq, a predicted model, not a curated record
AUGCCAGAGGAACACAAGAAACUAUUGGACGGUUCUGGAGCUGCUCCAGAGGCAGACGAUGCUACUGCCACCGCCAUCUUAAGAAGAAAGAAGAAGGAUAAUAUGCUUCUUGUUGAUGAUGCGGUGAAUGAUGACAAUUCUAUCAUCGCUAUCAAUUCUAACACUAUGGAUCUUUUACAGUUAUUUCGUGGUGACACAGUCCUAGUAAAGGGUAAGAAGAGAAAGGAUACAGUUUUGAUUGUUAUGAUCGACGACGAAUUGGAAGAUGGUGUGUGUAGAGUAAACCGUGUUGUUCGUAACAACUUGAGAAUAAGAUUAGGUGAUUUGGUGACCAUUCACCCAUGCACUGACAUCAAGUAUGCUUCAAGGAUCUCUGUCUUGCCGAUCGCUGAUACCAUUGAAGGUUUGACUGGUAACCUCUUUGACGUGUACUUAAAGCCAUACUUUGUCGAAGCUUACAGACCUGUCAGAAAGGGCGAUCACUUUGUUGUCAGAGGUGGUAUGAGACAAGUAGAAUUUAAGGUUGUAGAUGUGGAACCAGAAGAAUAUGGUGUCGUCGCACAAGACACGAUCAUUCACAGCGAAGGUGAGCCAAUUAACAGAGAAGAUGAAGAAAAUAAUAUCAAUGAAGUCGGCUAUGACGAUAUCGGUGGUUGCCGUAAACAAAUGGCCCAGAUAAGAGAAUUGGUCGAACUACCAUUGAGACACCCUCAAUUGUUCAAAGCCAUCGGUAUUAAGCCUCCAAAGGGUAUUCUAAUGUACGGUCCCCCAGGUACUGGUAAGACGUUGAUGGCUAGAGCUGUCGCAAAUGAAACUGGUGCCUUCUUCUUUUUGAUCAAUGGUCCAGAAGUCAUGUCGAAGAUGGCCGGUGAAUCUGAAUCCAAUCUAAGAAAAGCCUUUGAAGAAGCAGAAAAGAAUGCACCAGCUAUCAUCUUUAUCGAUGAAAUAGAUUCCAUCGCGCCAAAGCGUGACAAGACUAAUGGUGAAGUGGAGAGAAGAGUUGUCUCACAACUUUUGACGUUGAUGGAUGGUAUGAAGGCUAGAUCUAACAUCGUUGUUAUUGCCGCUACCAACAGACCUAAUUCCAUCGAUCCUGCAUUGAGAAGAUUCGGUAGAUUCGAUAGAGAAGUUGAUAUUGGUGUCCCUGAUGUCACUGGUAGAUUGGAAGUUCUACGUAUUCACACAAAGAACAUGAAGUUGGCAGAUGAUGUCGAUCUAGAGAAAUUGGCCGCAGAAACCCACGGUUACGUUGGUGCUGAUAUCGCUUCGCUAUGUUCUGAAGCUGCCAUGCAACAAAUUCGUGAAAAGAUGGACCUAAUCGAUUUAGAUGAAGAUGAAAUCGAUGCCGAAGUCUUGGAUUCUUUGGGUGUUACUAUGGACAACUUCAGAUUCGCAUUGGGUAACUCUAAUCCAUCAGCAUUACGUGAAACUGUUGUCGAAUCCGUCAACGUUACAUGGGAUGACAUUGGUGGUUUGGAUGAUAUCAAGGAAGAAUUAAAGGAAACUGUUGAAUACCCAGUUUUGCAUCCAGACCAAUACACCAAAUUCGGUUUGUCUCCAUCAAAGGGUGUGUUGUUCUACGGUCCACCUGGUACUGGUAAGACUUUGCUAGCAAAGGCUGUUGCUACCGAAGUGUCUGCCAACUUCAUCUCUGUCAAAGGUCCUGAAUUACUAAGUAUGUGGUAUGGUGAAUCUGAGUCAAACAUUCGUGAUAUUUUCGACAAAGCAAGAGCUGCCGCUCCAACUGUCGUCUUCUUGGAUGAAUUAGAUUCCAUUGCUAAAGCCCGUGGUGGAUCCUUGGGCGAUGCUGGUGGUGCCUCUGAUAGAGUGGUCAACCAAUUGUUGACUGAAAUGGAUGGUAUGAAUGCAAAGAAGAACGUUUUCGUCAUUGGUGCCACAAACAGACCUGAUCAAAUCGAUCCUGCUAUUCUAAGACCAGGUAGAUUGGAUCAAUUGAUUUAUGUUCCACUACCAGAUGAAGCUGGAAGACUAUCCAUUCUAACUGCGCAAUUAAGAAAUACACCAUUGGAGCCUGGUCUAGAUCUAAAGGCAAUAGCUCAAGCUACCCAAGGUUUCUCUGGUGCUGAUUUGUCUUAUAUCGUACAGAGAGCUGCCAAGUUUGCUAUCAAAGAUUCCAUUGAAGCUCAAAGACGUGCAGAAGCCAUCAAGAAAGAAAAGGAAGCUGAAGAAGAGGGAACCACAAAAGUUAAGACCGAAGAAGAUGUUGAAAUGUCUGAUGUCCAACAAGAAGACCCUGUACCUUACAUUACAAAGGAACAUUUCACUGAAGCUAUGAAGACAGCUAAGCGUUCUGUUACGGAUACCGAACUACGUCGUUACGAAGCUUACGCUCAACAGAUGAAGGCUUCAAGAGGACAAUUCGGCAACUUCUCAUUUGACGAUGCAUCUGGAGCUGCUCCAGCCCAAACUGGUACUGAGGGCUCAGGUGCGGCAUUCGGAGAGGCUGCUGGUGAAGAUGACGACGAUUUGUACAGCUAG